Blastomyces dermatitidis ER-3 is the source of this 267-nucleotide messenger RNA. RefSeq lists its product as uncharacterized. The record is from RefSeq and is a predicted model, not a curated record. Lineage: Eukaryota; Fungi; Ascomycota; Eurotiomycetes; Onygenales; Ajellomycetaceae. Bases 1 to 267 code for a protein of 88 amino acids. The transcript has 3 exons.
AUGUCAUCUCUCUUCAAAUAUUCUGCGGUUCUGCGGACCAUCAAGGCACGUGAGCACUAUCACAGAUUGAAGAGAGAGAAGAAGAAGUAUAGAAAUAAUGCAGAUGACACUGUCUGUGAGAGAUUGAAGAAGAAGAUAAAUAUUGAGAAGACAGCUCUGCUCUCUGAGCAUGCUAAUCUGCUUGCUGUUGAAGUGGAACCUGAGACAGCAGACCAGGAAAUGUGGGAUUUUGAGGUGCAGGUUGACCUGGCUGAGAGAGAGCAGUGA